Messenger RNA from Oncorhynchus kisutch (coho salmon), 2280 nucleotides. It is a transcript of the gene g6fl, whose product is annotated as g6f-like. The transcript is spliced from 13 exons. Lineage: Eukaryota; Metazoa; Chordata; Actinopteri; Salmoniformes; Salmonidae. Gene Ontology annotation, molecular function: MHC class II protein binding; protein tyrosine kinase binding. Gene Ontology annotation, biological process: interleukin-15-mediated signaling pathway; positive regulation of ERK1 and ERK2 cascade; T cell activation. Gene Ontology annotation, cellular component: external side of plasma membrane; membrane raft. The coding region runs from base 123 to 1787 and encodes 554 amino acids. The record is from RefSeq and is a predicted model, not a curated record.
GCUAGUAAACUGGAGAUGAGAAGGGUGUUGUUGUUUGUGGUGGUGGUGGGUGCUAGUGGAGAGUGUGUGUGGGUCUGUGUGUGAGUUGACUUUACACCUGCUUGGCUGCCUCUGCUUGGACCAUGGAGUUUAGAUGUCUCCUCUUUGUUCUUAUUUCUUCUUCAGCGAUGCUCAUCACUCAAUCUGACACGACCACUAAAGACCCUGACUGGAGUGAUAUCGUUGUGACAAUGGUUGGCAGGGAAGUUACCUUACCCUGUGUUGAUUGGCCUCUCACCGGUUCUGUGAGCAUUAAUUGGAAGAUGAAGUCUCCUAGCGUGGACCACUGGAAACUGGUCCUCUCGGCCAAUGAGAGGCAGCAGUUCUCGGGGGCAGCCUCAAAGGCUUCCAUGCGAUUGGUUGACUCAAACUUUCAGGAAACUGGGGACUUCUCUCUGCUGUUCAUCCCCAAAAUGGAGGACAAGGGUCGCUACUCCUGUCUGAUUAUACAGCAACAGAAGAAACUGAGAGAGAAGAUCAUACUAUUAGCCGUCCUCACAGUCUCUAUCUUUCCUUCAGCCACUCUCCCUCAGCACAGCACACUGCGUCUGAUGGCAGAAGUGUCCCCCGCCUCCGCCGUUUCCGAGGUAACCUGGCUGUCCCCUGGCGGAACGCCCCUACGAUUGGCAAGGAGGUCAGAGGGGGGUUUUGCCAAGCUGCCCCAGAUACGCCUCACUGACCAGGGGGUAUACAUCUGCCAGGUGUACCCAAGGGGUAACAGCAGCUCCCCUAUGUUCCCCUUCACUGUGGACCUCCGCGUGGAUGGUAUGAAUGUGGCCUCGUUCACCAAUAUAAGCCAUAGUGCUCAGAUCUCUAUGGCCAGUCUCACCCAGACCCCUCUCACCCUCGCCUGCCCUCCGAUGCGGGGCGACUAUGUCCUGCUCUAUUGGAAGCCCCCAGACAGCAGAAACAUCAACACCACAACCCUGGUCUACGGGUACGACCGCUGGAGGGACCGCACAGAGCAGAGCAAGACUCAUGCCCAGCUGAGCCUGGACGGGCCAUUGUCUACCCCAAAAGAGGGUUUCUUCUCCUUCCUGCUGAGCCCAGGGCUGAACGACGGAGGCCUCUACAUGUGUGAGGUCUUCCUCAAUGACAACGUGUUCAGCCAGAGGACCCUGCUUAGCAUCCUCCAAGUGAAAGCCAGACACUCUCCAUCAGCCCUGGUCCUGACGUGUCAGUAUACAGAGCGCUCCCAGGUGAAGCAGGUGGUGUGGAGCCACCAGAACCAGAGUCGCACGCUGAAGUGGAGCUCCUCUGGCCCGGGUCGCCUCAGCACCGAGGUCCCCCUGUCCCCCACCCAGGACACGGCUGGGAACUACACCUGCACCAUGCUACUGCGGAACGGACAGGCGGUCAAGGCUGUUUACACCGUCAAACUGCCCCCGAAAGAGAGCACUACUUCUAUCUCUCUUCCUCACCCAGAGAGCAAUAGUGCCUCGCUCCUUCCCUUCCUCUCUGCUUCAUUGCUCCUGGUGCCCCUGGUUGCCGCGGUUGCUGGUGUGUUGCUAUGGAGACAGAAAGACAUUUCUCGCCGCGGUAUUGAACAGUCUCUCUCCCACUACUCCGGGGAAGUGGAAAAUAUCUAUGAGAAUCCUGAGGAUAUCAGACAGACUUCCCCCCAGGGUUCAGUGUACAUGGACCUGAAGCCCAGAGUGGAGGAUGAUGUCUAUGAGAAAUUGGAUCGAUACAAAUCAUGCAGCUUUCUGGAGACCUCCACAUCUCAGGAUUUAUCAGCAAAAGCUUGAAGCAAUAUUAUCUCACCUCUGUUCAGUAUAUGGACAUUUACAGUGCCUUGACUUUUUUCACAUUUUGUUGUGUUACAGCCUAAAUGGAAUGCGUUGAGAUUUUAUGUCACUAGCCAACACACAAUACCUGAUAAUGUCAAUGUGGAAUUAUGUUUUUUGACAUUUUUACAAAUUCAUUGAAAAUGUCAAGCUGAAAUGUCUUAAGUAAAUAAGUAUUCAACCCCUUUGUUAUGACAAGUCACAUAAGUUGCAUGGACUCACUCUCUGUGCAAUGAUUUUGAAUGACUAUCUCAUCUCUCUACCCCACACAUACAAUUACUAUAUCUGUAAGGUCCCUCAGUCGAGCAGUGAAUUUGAAAUACAGAUUCAACCACAAAGACCAGGGAUGUUUUCCAAUGCCUCGCAAAGAAGAGUGCCUAUUGGUAGAUGGGUAAACAUUUUAAAAAGCAGGCAUUGAAUAUCGCUUUGAGGAUGGUGAAGUUAUUAAUUACAC